ACAGAAUGCUAUCCUUUUAAUGCUUGAAAGCAAAAUUAAACAAGUGUAUAAUAAUUUAUAAGAACUUUUUUUCUUAGUAUAUUUUCAUGAUCAAUUUCCAUGAUGUUUGCUUGUCAUUUCUCUUUUUCUUACUUCACGUGGUUUUGUUAAAUUACCCGAAAAAUAAUGUAAAUUCCAUCGAUAAAGAACAACCAUAUGACUUAGUGGUUGGAAUCCUCUCGGCAAGAGGUAACUUUUACCUGAGAGAAAGUUUGCGUCAGACAUGGGUUGGCCACGCCCAACAUCACUCCUCUCUCAAAAAAAGAAUUUUAAUCAAAUUUAUCAUCUCAAAUUAUUCAUGUCCAAUACCUCCAGAGUUUCGUUUCGACCCAUACAGAUGUGAAAAGGAUGGUCUCAAAGAUAUUGAUUUUGAUAAAGAACUGAUUGCGUAUCAAGUACCAGAAGAUAUUUCUUUACCUUAUCAUCAUGAAGGAUCUGUUGGAAUAGACUUCAAUGUUUUAUACCCAAUAGUUAUAACAAGUUUGGGAGUUUCUGUAAAUGGUUUGAAGGAGGAGACAACUUUGAGACUCUAUGACAGAAUAACCAAGAAAGAAAUAGUCAGGGCUCAUUUUACUGUUCAAAGUCCAGGUGUUUUGGUAAAUAACAGUUGGUUUAAAACAGUGCCAAACUAUGUUUUGCCAAAGGGGUUCCAAGCCAGUAUUGUGGCUGAAAAUGCAGCAUGUGUAAGCCCCAGGUGUAAAAAAUGCGAGGAAUUCGUGACAAUUCAAGACAACGGUGGUUUGUUUAAGACCCUGAAGGUGAGACGAUUUGGCAAAGAUGUUGGAAUAUUUCCAGGAAUUGAAGAGACAUUUCCAGAAAAAAAUUGUUUGCAAGGUACAGGAACCUUUAUGUAUCGACCUCAUGGUCCUGCUCCGGGCAAAAUGAAGUUGACCGCGGAGCAAAGAAAAAAUAGAAUCGCAGAAUGGAAACGGUUGAAACAAGAGGAAUAUUCGUUUUCGUUGUACAAAGAAAGUAGAAAAUAUUCGGAUAUCAUCUUCGUUCCAAACGUUGAUGUCUACAGAAAUCUACCUUCACAGCUGCUGGAGUUUUUUCGCUGGAUUACCAAAAAUGUAUCGUUUUCUUUCGUCCUUAAAACAGACGACGAUUGCUUUGUGGAUUUACAAGGCAUUCUUCAGGGAAUCGAUGACCAUAAACUGCGAAAUAAAUCUAAAAUCUGGUGGGGCAGCUUUCGAACUGAUUGGCUCAUCGAACGUCAGGGUAAAUGGGCCGAACCCGACUAUCCAGGUGUGACUUACCCAACGUUUGCCUGCGGUGCAGGAAGUGUACUGUCCGCAGAUCUUGUACACUGGAUAGCGAAAAAUGCAGACUCCUUGAAACGAUACCAGGGGGAAGACGUGUCAAUGGGUAUUUGGCUGUCGGCUGUUGGACCAACAAUGAUUAAGGAUCAGCGGUGGUCAUGUUUUCAAGAAUGCUACAAAGGAGUUCUCAGCUCGCCCGAACAAGACAGCGAGUCUUUGAUAGAUAUGUGGGAGAACUUUCAGAAGUGUUGAAAUCCUUGUAAGUGUUGAUUUCCAUUCAUUCAUUCAUUCAUUCAUCAAAGAAUAUUGAAAAAUCUGCGGGUCACGAGUUGCGUUACUUUUACACUGUAGUCAUUUUUAAAAGGGGAAAAAGGCGGCUUCUGCGCAUAGGUUCUGCGCAUAAAAAUGAGAUGCUUGCUGACUUGAGGAUUACUCAAUUCUGAUCUUUUUAAAUUUAAAAGUUUAAGCAUAGCAGUGGAAUAUUGUUUUAGUUCUGGCGUACAAAAUGUAAACAAAGCAAUUGUCUACAUCACACAUGAUAUUCGCUUAACAAAGAAAUCUUACAUGCAAUUACGAAUUUUGAUUUCUGAACGAACGAGCAUGAAUGACGGUAUAAAUAACAUCCAGUAGACGCUUGUCCGCCAUUAAUUACUCCGGGCAA
Messenger RNA from Dendronephthya gigantea, 1959 nucleotides. Its product is annotated as UDP-GalNAc:beta-1,3-N-acetylgalactosaminyltransferase 2-like. NCBI's taxonomy places the organism in Eukaryota, Metazoa, Cnidaria, Anthozoa, Malacalcyonacea, Nephtheidae. The record is from RefSeq and is a predicted model, not a curated record. Gene Ontology annotation, molecular function: hexosyltransferase activity. Gene Ontology annotation, cellular component: membrane.